Molecule: messenger RNA, 4659 nt
Organism: Pungitius pungitius (ninespine stickleback)
Lineage: Eukaryota; Metazoa; Chordata; Actinopteri; Perciformes; Gasterosteidae
Product: T-cell surface antigen CD2-like
Exons: 5
Coding region: 2620-3552 (310 amino acids)
Source: RefSeq, a predicted model, not a curated record
UCAGCCGUCACUUUGCCACGAAGCAUGCAAACUAUGCUAGCAAGCAGUCAACACAAGAACGGGCGGCUACUGCUCAGAGGUUGGCAGCUAAUUUACAGAGUCAACAGAACUUUUUUCACCGACAAACUGCAAUUCAAGAGUCAAGUACCAAGGCAAGUUAUUUGCUGGCAUUCAAAUUAACAAAGGCUAGCAAGCCUUUCUCCGAAGGCGAGUUUUUGAAAGAGUGCAUGGUAGAGACAGCAGGUCUCUUGUGUCCGGAGAGCAAAGCCAAGUUUGAAAAAAUCAGUUUAGCACGCAGGACAGUGACUCGCCGCGUGGAACUGAUUGACGCAGAUAUAGUCAGCGAGUUAAACAAAAAGGCGGAGUCCUUUAAGUUAUAUUCACUAGCACUGGAUGAAAGUAGCGACAUAAAAGACACUGCUCAGCUCCUAAUUUUUAUCCGAGGGAUUAACGACAGUUUUGAGAUAACGGAGGAGCUUUUGAGCAUGGAAUCACUGAAAGGGAAAACGCGAGGAGAGGACUUAUAUGAACAGGUGUCUGCUGUCAUCGAGAGAAUGAAGCUACCUUGGAGUAAACUUGCCAAUGUCACCACGGAUGGAUCGCCAAAUUUUACUGGAAAAAACAUCGGGCUGCUGAAAAGAAUCCAGGAUAAAGUGAAAGAAGAAAACCCUGACCAGGAUGUUAUUUUACUUCACUGCAUCAUUCAUCAGGAGUCUCUGUGUAAGUCUGUAUUGCAGCUUAAUCACGUCAUGGAUCCAGUUGUAAAACUUGUUAACUUCAUACGAGCAAGGGGACUUAAUCAUCGUCAGUUCAUUACGUUCCUGGAAGAAACUAAUGCGGAUCACCAGGACCUACUUUACCACUCUCGCGUCCGAUGGUUAAGUUUGGGGAAAGUGUUUCAACGAGUCUGGGAGCUCAAAGACGAGAUUCGCUCAUUUUUUAAUUUAAUGGUGAAAUCCGAAGAAUUCCCCGAGCUGAGCGACACAAACUAGCUUUGUGACUUUGCGUUUGCUGUGGACAUAUUUUCACACAUGAAUGAGCUGAACGUGAAGCUACAGGGGAAAGAUCAGUUUGCGCACGACAUGUACACAAAUGUGAGAGCCUUCAAAUCCAAGCUGGUUUUAUUCUCCUGGCAAAUGUCAAACAAAUCUUUCGCACAUUUCCCCACACUAGCCGUGCAGAAAGAGGCCGGCUUCCCUCGGGACACCGACACCUCACCGUGGUCUUCCGGGAAGAAAGGCAAGCACCGGCGCGACUCUACGGGAUGGCAGCUAAACCGUUCAUGCAGCUUACCGGAAGCAGUAGGCUGCUGUUUACCCGCCGGCCAGCUGAUAUGAAACCUGUCAGCGGCUCGGGUGAGGACCUCCAGCAGUUCUUUGGCGGCAGCGGGGGAAUGAGGCGCCUCGACGUCAGCCUCCGCUGCCUCUACGCUCACCACGUCCAGCUCCUCUGAGCUGGAGGAACGUGAGAGCGGCGUCUCGUCCGGGGUGGAGGAAGCCGCCGAGCGUGCCUCCGAUGCCGGAAACGAGCGCCUGGGUCUGGCGGUGAAGGGCAGGGAAAAGGCCUCAGCCGACCCCGAAUCCUCCGCAAGAUCCAUAAGUGAUCCCCAUAAAGACAGCGCUCUGCCUCAGCACGAGCUGGACCGGAGCCUCAGCGAAGAGGGCUCGACGGGAGAGACGGGAGUGCCAUGACAGGCGCUCACAGUCUGCACAGCUAGCCCCCUCAAGGGCUGGCUGAGCGUGCUCCACGCCCAGGCAGACAACACACAAGGCGUGCGAGUCACUGCCCGUAAUGAAACGCGGGGGGACACACUGGACAAACCGCUCAGCCAUAACACUAGGAAAAACUUCACACGCACUGUAUGAAGGCACAGAGAUGAAUGGUCCUGCCCUUCGGGUCCCUUCAUAGCGUUCUGGUCCCGGCGUCGCCCGCCUAUGACGUACCAGCUCGCCAUUGGUUAGAUUUUAUUCGUGCUUCAUGACGCGGUCAUGCAGAGGCAUUCCCACAGCGUUUUUACCCAGCUCGAGUUCCCUGAGAGGGAACAUGACUCCUUGCAUUUCUUGGAAAGUUAUCUUUGUGUGGCUUCAAAGUAAAACGGAAAAAUAGGCCUUUAUUCAACUUUAUUUCUGUGCACACAAAUCCAUAUGAAAUUCACACUUCAUACACGUUUUGUUCUUUUUUGAUUUUAGUUUCAAGUGUUAAAAAUAAGAAUAUUAAAUAAAGUUUGUAAUAAGGAAAUUGUUCAUGACGCAGUUGCAGUUUAAAAAGUUCAGACAAUGUUUAGUCAGACCUAUAUUGUAAUAAAGUAUUAAGAAGUAAACAAUAGUGUGUCCUGGUAUGAAAUGAUGAGAUGGAGAGACGAUGCCAGAUGCAAUCUCAAGUCCUCUUUCAGCAGGAAGGAGGACUGUUUCCUUCUUUUACAUUAAUUCCAUCCCUGACGGAGGUCAUGUGGUUGGAGGUUAAAACGGAAAGUGAAACCCGAAGCACUCCCCUCUCUCUUCUCUCACUUUAUUAAUAGAUUAACACAGCAACGCUGUAGUUGGUUUUGAAGUCUUCACACAUUGUCCUCAGAGGCUGUUCAUUAGCUGGACUCUCUUCAGCCUGUUCACUGGGAUUUGCAUGGUUGCUUCUCCUGGAGACAUGGAGGCUGUGGUUGGACUGUUUGUGACGCUUCUGGGAGUCUCUCACGGUGUGGAAACUCACUGUGAUGGACGACAGACCAGAACUCAGUGUUUUGGAGGUUUAGGAGGAACUCUGGUCCUCCAGCUGAUGAAUAAUGCCUCAGAAAUAAAAAAAUAUCAAUGGUUGAAGAAUAAAACAAUAAUACUGCAGGGGAACAAGAAUGGCAUUGAGUCGAAUACAACAGGAAACAGAUCAUUCUUUACUCCUAGUAAUGGAACACUUAGGAUCAAUAACCUGAGCAGGACUGAUGGUGGUGAAUAUAGACUUGAAACCUUUAGAUCAGAUAGAAAGAAAUCAGGUCCCAGGUUUCAACAGUUGACCAUUCAAGCUCCUGUGUCCUCUGUCCUGCUGGUCUAUGCGUGUCUGUCCCAUGGAGAGAGGAAGCUGUCCUGCUCUUCGGAGGGAGCAGACAGUCCUCAGUACAGCUGGACUCUGGAUGGACACAAUCUGACAGACUCUGAGCUCCUCGGUGGAAACACUGAGAGGAACAUCAUCACUCUGAAACAACACGUCUCAGGACGACUGGUCUGCUCGGUCAGGAAUGACGUCAGUAGUUACUCAAGAGAAGAGACGGUCUCUACCUGUGAGAGAAUAUUGACAACAGCAGCUUAUGUACUGGCUGCACUCGUACUUCUGUUAGUGGUCGUGGUCUCUGUCGUCUGUGCUCACAAGAAAAAGCAAAAAAACAAACCUAAAGGAGAAGACAACCAGGAAUUAACCUGUUCUGAGGUCAGGACUGGGCCGCGGCCGGGGAGGCAGAUGAAGCAGAGAGCAGAGGAGGAGGUGGAGUACGGGAACGUGAAGUUUUCACAGCGACCCCGACACAAUGUUGAACCAGCUGCAGAGUGUGUGUACGCCAACGAAAGGUGAGAAAGGUGAUCCACAGGGUUUAGAGACUGAACAGAUGAAGGCACACGAAGCUUCACCCGAUUUUUAUGAAAAAAUAUUCAAUAUUUUAUGUUCCCCUAUCUUAACAAUUUGUCAGAUAAUUCUAUAAUUACGUAUUGUUUCUAAUUCAUGAGCAUAAGUACCUCGCUCUAAACUUGAAAUCAUGUAAAUAUUUUUUUAUACAAUGUUGUUGAAAUGUGGAUCGCUGUUUUUACUCACGAGAUUUCAGAGUCAUUUAAUGUUAGAAUUUACUUGGACUAAAAUGUAUUCGUAUAACAGAUGUAGAAUGAUUAGUUCACUGUAUAAACGUGUAUUCUCAUGCAUACUGUAUUUAGUGGGGAUUCAUUCAUUGUUUGGUUUUGUGUAAAGUCAAAUUAAAUCAUUCUAUCCUUCUCAUUAAACCGCUUCAAGAAGAAUCAUUUUGCUACUUGCUCCUCCUCGUUCCUCCUUCCUUAUACCAUAAAUAAAUAUAUACGCAGGAAAUAUUCUGUUUUAUAUUUUAUUAUUAAUUCAUUAAUAUAUUUUCCAUUUUCAUAAACAAUUAGAGGGUUUGUUGCCCUUUUGUUUUGGUUUAAGCACCUGCCCCCAAAAAUUUCUUUGCACGUUCCUGAUGUGCACUUUAUUCAAUUAUUUAUGAUUUGAUAUGAUAUACAGGUCAAAAAUGUAACUGAUCUUGGGUAAUAAUGUCAUUAAUACAUGUAUUUAUUUAAAAUGGUAUUUUACUUAAAAGAAGGAAUUUGCAAUCCUAAUAUGUCCGUACAAAGUUUACAUUUGUACAUCAUCUUCUUUUCUCCCUCUUCUUUAAUGUGACAUACAAAUAAAAGCAAUGUGAGCAUGAGAUAAUUUACUUAUUAUUUAUAAUAAUGUAGCACACUUUAACAUUUCAAACAUAAAAAGACCAGACACGUAGAGAAACGUAGAGUUUCGUAGAGAAACGUAGAGAGCAUUAAACCGUUUAAUGUCAGUGGACAAUGAGUCAUGUAGCAGCGCUGUAUUUCAGGAUGUGGCUUCACACUGCUGUGACCGCAUGAUAUUCCACGGUCAUUUGUGAACACGCCAUCUCUCAAUUCCUUUCUGUUAUCACAAUGU